AUGCCUGGUGCGUAUAAAGGGGAGUGUGGGGACGAUGUGGACCCCAUGCCGUUCCUGGUUCCAUCGGAGAAGGAGCGCCUGGAUGCGAUGAACAAAGCAUACGACAUCAAGCGCUCCUGCUGGGUCAAAGAUGACAAGGAGGCCUUCGUCGCUGGGGAGAUUACGUCUGAAGAUGGGGACAAAGUCACCAUCAAGACAACCAAGAACACUACUGUAACCGUGAAGAAGGAUGAUGUCCAGCAGAUGAACCCUCCUAAGUUCUACCAAGCCAGCGACAUGGCCAACCUGACUUUCCUCAACGAGGCCAGUGUCUUGGAAAACCUGCGCAGCCGCUACAUCAACAUGAGGAUCUACACCUACUCAGGCCUCUUCUGUGUGACCAUCAACCCGUACAAAUGGCUUCCCAUCUAUGGCGCUAAAGUGGCCCAGAUAUACAAGGGAAAGAAACGCAACGAAGUCCCUCCUCACCUCUUCUCCAUCUCUGACAACGCCUACCACGACAUGAUGAUGGAGCAUGAGAACCAGUCGAUGCUGAUCACCGGAGAAUCUGGUGCUGGCAAGACUGAAAACACAAAGAAGGUUAUCCAGUACUUUGCCAAUGUUGGAGCCACUGGGAACAAAGCCCCAGACUCCAAGGGCUCCCUGGAGGACCAGAUCAUUCAGGCUAACCCAGUGCUGGAGGCAUUUGGAAACGCCAAGACCAUCAGGAAUAACAACUCCUCACGCUUUGGAAAGUUCAUCCGCAUCCACUUUGGGCCGACAGCUAAGCUGGCUGGUGCUGACAUCGAGUCCUAUCUCUUGGAAAAAUCAAGGGUGAUUUCCCAGCAGCCUGCUGAGAGAGGAUAUCACAUUUUCUACCAACUCCUGUCUGGAAAGAAGCCUGAACUUCUAGAGGCCCUGCUGCUGAAUCCAGACCCCAAACAGUAUGUGUGGGUGUGUCAGGGAGUCACCAAAGUGGACAACAUGGAUGACGGGGAGGAGCUGCUGCUCACUGAUGAAGCCUUUGAUGUCCUGGGCUUCACUCCUGACGAGAAGAUGAGUGUGUACAAGCUGACUGGAGGCAUAAUGCACUUUGGAAACAUGAAGUUCAAACAGAAACCCAGAGAGGAGCAGGCUGAUGUGGAUUCCACUGAGGUGUCUGACAAAGUUGCCCACCUCAUGUCCAUCAACUCUGGGGAGCUGCAAAAGGGCAUAACACGGCCCCGGGUCAAGGUUGGCAACGAGUUCGUGACCAGAGGUCAGAACCAGGACCAGUGUGUGUACUCUAUCGGUGCUCUGGCUAAAGCCAUCUAUGACCGCAUGUUCAAGUGGAUGGUGACCCGCAUCAACAAGACGCUGGACACCAAGAUGCAGCGGCAGUACUUCAUAGGAGUGCUGGACAUUGCUGGGUUUGAGAUCUUUGAGUUCAACAGCUUCGAACAGCUGUGCAUCAACUUCACCAACGAGAAGCUGCAGCAGUUCUUCAACCACCACAUGUUUGUGCUGGAGCAGGAAGAGUACAAGAAGGAGGGAAUCGACUGGCCCAUGGGGAUUUUCUCCAUCCUGGAGGAGCAGUGCGUGUUUCCAAAGGCGACAGAUGCAACCUUCAAAGCAGCUCUGUAUGAUAACCACCUGGGGAAGUCCUCCAACUUCAUGAAGCCAAAAGGGGGGAAGAAAGGAGCUGAGGUCCACUUUGAACUGGUGCACUAUGCUGGCACUGUGGGCUACAACAUUAUAGGCUGGCUGGAGAAAAACAAAGACCCCCUGAAUGAGACGGUGGUGGGGCUCUUUCAGAAGUCCUCCAUGCCCCUGCUGGCCCUGCUCUUCAAAGAGGAGGAGGCUGCUGCAGGGACCAAGAAACAGAAGAAAGGUUCUACCUUCCAAACGGUCUCCAACUUCUACCGGGAACAACUCAACAAGCUGAUGAGCACCCUGCGAAGCACUGCUCCCCACUUUGUCCGCUGCAUUGUGCCCAAUGAGUUUAAAAAGUCAGGUGUGACAGAUAACUACCUGAUCCUGCACCAGUUAGCCUGCAAUGGAGUGUUGGAGGGCAUUCGCAUCUGCAGGAAAGGAUUCCCUAAUAGACUACAGUACCCAGAAUUCAAGCAGAGGUACUAUAUCCUCAACCCCAAUGUCAUCCCCAAGGGAUUUGUUGACAACAAGAAGGCAUCUGAGCUCAUCCUCGGUUCUAUUGGCUUGGAUAAUACGGAGUAUCGCAUUGGCCACACCAAGGUGUUUUUCCGUGCAGGUGUCCUGGCAAAGCUGGAGGACAUGCGUGAUGAGCGACUGGCGAAGAUCAUAACCAUGCUGCAGGCUCAGCUCAGAGGAACUCUGAUGAGGGUUGAGUUUAAGAAGAUGGUGGACCGACGAAUUGCACUGAUGGCCAUCCAGCGCAACGUGAGGAAAUUCCUUCAGCUACGCUACUGGGGCUGGUGGAAACUUUACACUAAGGUGAAGCCCCUGCUGAUGGUCGCCCGUCAGGAGGAGACCUUCAAAGCUAAGGAGGAGGAGCUGAGGGCGGCAGUGGAUAAGAUUAAGCAGCUGGAGGGCAAGAUUAAAGAUCUAGAUGGGAAGAUGGUCACUCUGUCACAAGAGAAGAAUGACCUGGCCCUGGUUCUGGCUGCAGAGCAGGACACGCUAGGCGAUGCUGAGGAACGCUGCACCCAGCUGAUGCGCCAAAAGGCCCAGCUGGAGGAGUCAGUACAGGACCUGAAUGAGCGCCUGGAGGAGGAAGAAGGCAACACGGCCUCUCUGCAUGGCCAGAGGAGGCAGUUAGAAGGGGAACUAACUGAGCUGAAGAGAGACCUGGAGUCUCUGGAAUCCACCCUGGCCAAGAAUGAGAAAGAGAAACAGGGUCUGGACUUCAAGGUGCGAACUCUGACAGCUGACUUGAGCCAAAGAGACGACCAAAAUGCCAAACUGCAGAAGGAAAAGAGAGCUCUAGAGGAACUGCAACAGAAAACUCUGGAUGAUCUUCAAUCAGAAGAGGACAAAGUUAACCAUCUAACCAAGACCAACAGCAAGCUCAACACCCAAGUGAAUGAGCUGGAAGAUAGCUGGGAGCAGGAGAAGAGGAUCAGGGCAGAGGUGGAGAAGGCGAGAAGGAAGGCAGAGGGAGACCUGAAAAUGACCUUGGAGAACCUGAAUGAAAUGGAGAAUGCUAAGCUAGAUCUGCAGGAAGUCAUCAAGAAAAAAGACUUUGAGAUUAACAACAUAAACUCGAAGGUGGAGGAUGAACAAGCUCUAAGCUCAAUGCUCAGCCGCAAGCUCAAAGAGCACCAGGGCCGCAUUGAGGAACUGGAGGAGGAGCUGGAAGCUGAACGGGCCAUGAGAGCCAAGGUGGAGAAGCAGAGAGCAGAGCUGUCCAGAGAUCUGGAGGACCUCAGUGACCGACUGGAAGAAGCAGGAGGAGCCACGGUUACCCAGAUUGAGCAGAACAGGAAGCGAGAAACCGACCUGCUGAAGCUGAAACGGGAGCUCGAGGAGGCGACGCUCCAAUCAGAGGCCACGGCGGCAGCCCUGAGGAAAAAGCACUCGGGUGCGAUGGCAGAGCUGGGGGAGCAGCUGGAGAACCUGAUGAGGCUGAAAGUGAAACUGGAGAAGGACAAGCACAGCAUGAAAGCGGAGAUAGAAGAUCUGAACAUCAGCAUGGAGGCCAUUCAGAAAGCAAAGAUAAACUCUGAGGCUCAUGCACGUAAGCUGGAGGACAACCUGGCAGAAGCUAAUGCUCGCCUGGCUGAGAUGGAGCGCUCUCAGACUGAGCUCAACACCACAAAAAUCCACCUGACUGCAGUGGUGGCCCUGGCCAAUGCUCGCCAUGACCUGGCACUCCUACAGGAGCAGCUGGAGGAGGAGUCGGAGGCCCGUGGGGAGCUCCAGCGCCUUGUGUCCAAGCUCAACGCUGACGUCAACACCUGGAGGAGCAAAUAUGAGACGGACACCAUCCACCGCACCGAGGAGCUUGAAGAGACCAAGCGUAAACUUGCAGUGCGUCUCCAGGAGGCUGAGGAGGCAGCAGAGGCAGCCCAGGCCAAAGCUGCCAGUCUGGAGAAGGUCAAGCAAAGGCUGCAGGGGGAGGUGGAGGACCUCACCAUAGACCUGGAGAAGUCCAACGCAGCAGCAGCAGCUCUGGAUAAGAAACAACGAGUUUUUGACAAGCUGGCGGCCGAGUGGAGUCAGAAGAAUGAGGAGCUGCAACUGGAGCUGGACAACAGCCAAAAGGAGAGCCGCUCCUACAUGACAGAGCUUUACAAGCUGAAGACGGCCUACGAGGAGGGGCAGGAUCAGAUAGACGUCAUGCGCAAGGAGAACAAAACCCUCUCAGAGGAGAUCAAGGAGUUGGUCGACCAGCUUGGGGAAGGAGGCCGCAGCGUCCAUGAGCUGCAGAAGGCAAAAAAGAAAGUGGAGGUGGAGAAAGAGGAGCUGCAGCUGGCUCUGGAGGAGACUGAAGCUUCACUAGAGGUGGAAGAAGGUAAACUGGUACGUGUUCAGCUGGAGCUGGCUCAGGUCAAGGCCGACAUCGACCGCAGAAUCCAUGAGAAAGAGGAAGAGUUUGAGGUGACCAGGAAGAACCAUGCACGUGCAGUGGAGUCGCUACAGGCCACCUUGGAGGCAGAGGCCAAAGGUCGUGCCGAGGCUCUGAGGAUGAAGAAGAAGAUGGAGGGAGACUUGAAUGAGAUGGAGAUUCAGCUGGAGCACGCCAACAGGAACAACGCUGAGCUGGUCAAAACCCUCAAGAAGCUGCAGCAGCAGAUCAAAGAUCUGCAGGUGCAGAUGGAUGAGGACGCCCGUCAGCACGACGAGCUCAGAGAAAAGUACAACCUGCAGGACCGCCGUCUGUGUCUGAUGCAGGCUGAGAUGGAGGAGCUGAGGGGAGGCCUCGAGGCGUCCGAAAGAGCCCGCAAACAAAUCGAGCAAGAGCUGGUGGACACCACAGAGAGGUUCAGUGAAAUCACAAUGCAGAACCAAAGUCUGACCAUCCUGAAGAGGAAAAUGGAGACUGACCUUGCCCAACUGUCUAGUGAGAAUGAAGAACUGAUCUCAGAGUUUCGUGCUACUGAUGAAAGAGCCAAGAAGGCUGUGAUUGAUGCAACGCGACUGUGUGAGGAGCUGCGGCAGGAGCAGGACCGGAACUCCCACCUGGAGAAGAUCAAGAAGAACCAGGAGCAGAACCUCAGAGACCUCACGCUGAAGCUGGAGGAGGCUGAGCAGCAGGCCCUGAAGGCCGGCAAACGCACCAUCCAGAAACUGGAAACCAGGAUUAAGGAGCUGGAGAAUGAGCUGGACCAGGAGCAGAAGCGUCACACCGAGACGGUAAAAAGUCUUCGCAAAGGAGAACGUCGACUCAAGGAGCUGAUCUUCCAGACGGAGGAAGACCACAAGACCAAUCAGCGCAUGCAGGAGCUGGUGGAGAAACUCCAGAACAAGCUCAAGUCCUACAAACGACAGAUAGAGGACGCUGAAGAGCAGGCCAACAGCAGCCUGUCUAAAUACAGGAAGACUGUCCAGGAGCUGGACGAUGCAGAGGAGCGAGCGGAAAUGGCAGAGAUGGCCCUGAAUAAAAUGAGGACCAGGAACCGAGCAUCGGCCAACAAAGGCUUCACCUCAGUGGAGAUAGUCCAGGUCACCAAGCCUUCCAGCGGAGGACAGGAGGGGUAGAGAGGAAACAAAACACACACUGCUUAGAGUGACAAACACCUAUUCACCCUGCAGAGGACGCUUCACCGAGGAAAUACGAGCUCAGACACCCAGAGUAAAGUCUUAAAAAGUCUUUGAAAAGUCUUAAUAUGAAACGAGUACUUAACAUCACCCAUAGUCUUAAUCUGUAUAGUCUUAGUGUUGCUUACCGAACCUGUAGGAGCCAGUUAAAGCUGAAGAUUUGCUGUCAGGAUGAACUCUAUAUGUCUGUAGGUGUUUGAUGUUUAACGGUCAGGAGUGGAGUUUUGUGUGCUGUCAUAGUUCUGUAAAGGUUUUAUUGUGUAUUAGUACGUGUGCGGCUCGUAUACUAAGUAUUAGCGUAUUUGCACUGGAGUAGGUAAAGCUGCGUUCUCACGUCAACGAUAGAGAACCCACCUGUGUUUGUCACCUCUAAUGUGUGUGUGGUCUACUGCACAGUCUUAAUAAACCGCAAUGAAGCAAACA
Acanthochromis polyacanthus (spiny chromis) is the source of this 6120-nucleotide messenger RNA. RefSeq names its product myosin-16-like. The transcript is spliced from 43 exons. Gene Ontology annotation, cellular component: myosin complex. The record is from RefSeq and is a predicted model, not a curated record. Lineage: Eukaryota; Metazoa; Chordata; Actinopteri; Pomacentridae. Gene Ontology annotation, molecular function: ATP binding; cytoskeletal motor activity; actin filament binding. Bases 1 to 5637 code for a protein of 1878 amino acids.